AUGGAUGUGGAUGCGUCUGAGGUUAAAAUUUUUCUGCCGAGUGGUAAACAGUGCUUACAGGUGUUUAAAACAUCACCAAAAACCCCAACUCAUUUUCCCAACUAUCUCCGGUCCACAUUAUCUUCUGCGAAUAAAGCUAUAAAUGCUAGUAUAUCGUUUCAAACCGCGGAAGGAUCGCCUGCUUGCCAUUGUCCGAAAAUGAAAAAUCCCAGAAAUCCAAUUGUCACCAAGCCGUUCAAUAGCAUUCCUGCAGUAAAGAAACUCGGUAUUCUGGAGCCAUCAGCACGGAAGAACAUUGAUCAGACUCGUAACAACAGAAAUAUUGAGGAGUUGCUCCCUAUCGACGAUAAUGUUGUUUUUGUUAAUGAGCCGAAAAUCAAAAGAAAACCGAAACUUAGACAUGAUUUCUUGAUUCUACUCACGAGGGAUAUAAAGAGGAGUGAAAGCGAUCAUCGUCCAGUAAGAUCACGAGUAAUGCCUCUUCGACCAUGGCUUGGAGAACAUGCAUUCUACUCAAUAGAUGAAAGAGGGCUUUCUACAUUAGAAAGAACAGAGUGUCCUCAACUUAAGGAUAGAAAGUUACUGCGUUAUAUAUCGAAACACGAGAAAUCUGUGUAA
Molecule: messenger RNA, 618 nt
Organism: Auanema sp. JU1783
Lineage: Eukaryota; Metazoa; Nematoda; Chromadorea; Rhabditida; Rhabditidae
Source: the annotation of a GenBank genome assembly